Messenger RNA from Dioszegia hungarica, 681 nucleotides. RefSeq names its product Clp protease proteolytic subunit /Translocation-enhancing protein tepa. NCBI's taxonomy places the organism in Eukaryota, Fungi, Basidiomycota, Tremellomycetes, Tremellales, Bulleribasidiaceae. The transcript is spliced from 4 exons. The record is from RefSeq and is a predicted model, not a curated record. Gene Ontology annotation, cellular component: endopeptidase Clp complex. Bases 1 to 681 code for a protein of 226 amino acids. Gene Ontology annotation, molecular function: ATP-dependent peptidase activity; ATPase binding; serine-type endopeptidase activity. Gene Ontology annotation, biological process: protein quality control for misfolded or incompletely synthesized proteins.
AUGCGGACCCGGAGUCCAUGGCCACUCAAAAGCGUGCGAUCCUUCCACGCUGCCAACCCGGUGGUACGCGAUGCGCUAGUACCCAUAGUCGUGGAGCAGACAGCGCGAGGCGAAAGAAGCUAUGACAUUUACUCUCGCCUCUUGAGGGAACGAGUCAUAUUUCUGGGUCCUGUACGUGUCUCUGACAUGCCAUCCACGCUAAUCACUGCUCAACUGCUGUUUUUGGAAGCGGAAGACUCGCGCAAACCCAUCAAGCUGUACAUCAACUCGCCCGGCGGAUCGGUCACGGCGGGUCUGGCUAUUUACGAUACCAUGCAGUAUAUCGCGUCGCCGGUGCAUACUUUCUGCCUGGGUCAGGCUGCCAGUAUGGGUAGUUUGCUGUUGGCGGGAGGGGAGAAGGGACAUCGAUACGCGCUGAGGCAUAGCAGUGUCAUGAUACAUCAACCGAGCGGGGGCGCAUCCGGUCAGGCGUCGGAUAUCGCUCUGCACGCCAAGGAGAUUCUCAGAAUGCGGUCGGUCUUGACGGAUAUUUAUGCGGAUCACUGCGGAGGGGAGGGGGAGAGUAGGGAGGCAACGCGAGGGAGGUUUGAAGCGGCAUUGGAGAGGGAUUAUUUUAUGACGGCGAGGGAGGCGGUGGAGUUUGGGUUGGUGGAUGAGGUUGUGCAGAGGCGGGAGGUGUGA